AUGGCAAACGUUGUUGUAGCUUACCCUACCAAUCCACCUCAAGGAGUUAAUGCCCUAGACUUCGCCUAUCCUAUUGGUGUGGAAAUGAUUUGGGCCGCUUCUGGAUGGCCCGACAAUCUACAUGCCUUAAAGCCACAACGUAUCGCUUUGAGCAACACUCUAGUAGCCGUCGCUCAAGCAAAUAACUAUGACCGUAUUCAUAUAAGGAGCACAAACCACCCUACUACCAAUUUCAAUGGUGCUGUGGUCCCUUGCCCGCCUCAUGUUACAUUCAUUCCGGCCCACGUCUACCUCAAUGCCGAUUUGUCUCUUACUCAACCAGCGCCGCCUGCAAAUGCUGCUAAUGGAGUCAACGGCCAAAACCCACAAUUAUUCGCUGCGAUGCUUGUAGUUAGAGCGGAUGGGACAGUUGCAGAGGUACAGCUCAAUAAUGCUCCAAGAAUCCCUCCAGCAGCAGGAGUCCCCUGGAUUUAA
Molecule: messenger RNA, 474 nt
Organism: Sclerotinia sclerotiorum 1980 UF-70
Lineage: Eukaryota; Fungi; Ascomycota; Leotiomycetes; Helotiales; Sclerotiniaceae
Exons: 3
Coding region: 1-474 (157 amino acids)
Source: RefSeq, a predicted model, not a curated record